This is a messenger RNA of Liolophura sinensis, 1521 nucleotides long. RefSeq lists its product as uncharacterized. Gene Ontology annotation, cellular component: membrane. NCBI's taxonomy places the organism in Eukaryota, Metazoa, Mollusca, Polyplacophora, Chitonida, Chitonidae. The record is from RefSeq and is a predicted model, not a curated record. Bases 1 to 1419 code for a protein of 472 amino acids. Gene Ontology annotation, biological process: transmembrane transport. Gene Ontology annotation, molecular function: transmembrane transporter activity. The transcript is spliced from 3 exons.
AUGGCUUCUAGUGGGUGUCUAACCCGUGUCACACGGACUGAUCUCUUGCGUUACACGGCGCUUCUUGUCGGUUGUCUUGGAAUGGGCGUUGCCGGUUCUAUCUUUGCGUUUAACGCGUACGCCAACGCCAUCAAGGCCUCCUUUAAUUAUACACAGACCACAGUUGAGUUGCUGGCCUCCAUGGGUAAUUUUGGCAUUUCCAUCGGAUUUCCGGCAGGAAUGCUUCACGAGAUGCUUGGAUCACGCUGGACUUCCGCUGCCGCACUAUUGUUCACCGUUCUGGGUGCCAUGUUGCUAUGGAGCACCACAUUCGUGCAAGCCUUCUACACCAACAAAAGCGGAUUGAUGGCAGUGUAUUUCCUUGUGUUUGGUUUUGGCGCCAUUUUCACCUACAUGUCGUCUCUGAUGACAAACAUGCAGAAUUUCCACCCGCGCUAUCGCGGCUCCGUCGUUGGGAUCCUGGAUGCUUUCUUCAGCGCCGGGCCUGCCUUGUUUGCGCUCAUCUAUGGCGAAUGCUUCGUCAACGGUCACAUACACGGCGACGAAGAGAACCAAGAUCUGAAGGGUUUCUACUUGAUGUCAGCCAUUUGUUUCGCGGUUGUUAAUGCCCUCGGUGUCAUCUUCUUGACGAAGUACCCGUACGAUGGCAUGGAAAGCCAGCAGUUAGUGAUCAACGACGAGCUGGUCAAAGGGAACAUCAACGGCGACGAGAGCAGAGAAGCAACCAAACCGGAAGUCAACAUCACCGGCUUGAAGCUCCUAAAAAAUUUUGAUUUCCACUUCCUGCUGUGGGCGCUCAUUUUUUGCGCCUCACUACAGCUCAUGUUUCAAAAUAACAUAACAACUUACUUAAAAUCUUUCAACCUGGAGCAGUACAGCACCUUGUUUACCGUGCUUGUACCGGUGUCGGCGACAACGUCGAAAGUGUUCGUAGGUUUCAUGUCAGAUGCACUGAUCCAUCGCUUCCCUCGCGCCGUCCUUCUGUUGGCGUUCACUGUUUUCCAGACGGUGAUUUUGGCCGUCUGCGUAUUCAAAGCCAACAACUUUACUGUUCUUGUUAUCGCUACAUUCGGAGUUGGAUUUCCAAACGGCGCCACCUGGUGUCUCACACCGACAAUGACCAGCGAGUUUUUUGGCAUUAAGUACUUCGGUCGCAACUGGGGCUGGAUCAUGUUGGGAAAUGCGGUAGGAGGUCUUAUUGUACAGAAAAUCUUCGGAGCAAUUUAUGACAGUAGUAUUCACCAGAUCGGAGAAACUGACUGCUUUGGACAAGCCUGUUUUACGUGGAGUUUUGUCGUAGCGCUAGGACUAAGUUUCUGUGCUGUAGUCUUUGACAUGGGUUUAGUCGAACGCCAGUGGAAGAAACCAAAAAGAAGUCACUCUGAAGUACAACCGAUAAGCGGGUUUAAGGAACAGUAGUCUUCCUUGAUCAAUAAGUCUUCAAUUGGACCUGACAGUGCUGCAGCUCUCUAAUCGUGUGUUGAUGGGCGCAGACGUACAGGGUGAAACCUAAUAAAAUUG